Molecule: messenger RNA, 13463 nt
Organism: Nothobranchius furzeri (turquoise killifish)
Lineage: Eukaryota; Metazoa; Chordata; Actinopteri; Cyprinodontiformes; Nothobranchiidae
Source: RefSeq, a predicted model, not a curated record
CUUUUGUUCUUGACAUCACUGCUUUAUUUAACACUUUUACUUUUCAGAAAUGACAUUUUGACCUUUUUCAUAACAUUUCACCCUUUGUGUUUGACAUUUUUGACUCUUUUGUCAACCAUUGGAGUUUUUGAGACAAUCCUGCACUGGUUUAAUCCUUCUGAGUGGUAUAGUCACAGUCACAAGUAGCUGAAGGGUGCCAACACACCCUGCUCCAAAGCAGUAUAAUUUUAAAAAAAAAAGAACAUUUUGUCCAAAUAACAUUUCUGAGUACAUGUUGACCGUUCUGUGUGGUUAAUACCUUGGAUCCCUAUUAGGGCCCACCCCAUCCCUCUGGUCGGAGACCCAGCUCCUCCUACACCCGCAUGGCUUUGACACACACGCAUCUUUGCGGCGGUUGGCAGCACCUGCAGCAGUAAAAGAUUCAUGAUUAGCUCCUGAAGGGCACUGCCACCCUACAAACCCAAUCCGUGCCGCUGCAGGCGGAGUUUGGAGACACGCGCGGUUAAUUUUAGUUUGUGUUGGUUGGACAGAAGAGGAGGAGGAGGAAGAUGAUGAAGAGUAUGACAAGGGAGGAGGUAACUGCUGUCAUUUUUUCAUUUGUACCAGCGGGCACGUUUCUCGGGAGAGAAGAACCCAGGCGGGUGUAACGGACUCCAUCACCAUCACACACACCUCCUCGCGGCUUUUCUUUGCAGCUGCAGACGACCUCUGCGUGUGUGUUGGGUUGGUGUGCGUGUGUGUGUGUGAGAGAGAGAGAGAGAGGGAGAACGAGAGAGGGGAGGUUCGGACAAGAUGCUGCAGCUUUAGACAUCGAUGGAAAGAGGAGGUGGAGGAAAACAUGUCGGUGAGUCAACAGCUGGAGUGGAAAACAAACGACGGAAACCGGUGAUCAUCCUCUUUCCCGGCAGGUCGACGGGAGCCCCUGAACCGGUGAGUUAGGGACUCGCGCUACGCGUCAGGAUCUGACUGUUGGGUUAUUUAAGUAAGAUGAUGAUGAACUAAGAGGAGAAGCAGAGAAGAUUGAGCUGGACUAGAAGAUGAGGGACGGUCCUCACCCUCCGCUCUGAGUGACCGCUGUUUAGUUGGGGGACAACCGGUGAUCGGUAAUCCGCGUGAGGAUGAUGAGGAGCGGCUUCUGAUGUGAAAGUGACAGCCUCCCACCUUCCCGCCCAACGCCUCCCAACCAACAAUCUCCGCUCCACGCUCUCUAAACAAAACCAGAGGAUAAAUAAAUGUUAUCUCCCAUCCUGCCCGCCUUAACCCUCCAAAUCUCGCGGGAUAUUUAGAGUGUAAAAGAAAGGAGCGGAUCGGUUAUAAGAUCAAAGGCGCACAGGAGCCGCCUAUAUGAAGAUGCUGAUGUGUGACCGCGGCGUCCAGAUGCUCGUGACGACGGUGGGCGCGUUCGCUGCCUUCAGCCUCAUGACCAUCGCUGUGGGGACCGACUACUGGCUGUACUCGCGCGGAGUAUGUCGCGUGAAAAGCAGCGGCGACAACGACACUAGCCGCAAGAACGAGGAGGUGAUGACGCACUCCGGCCUCUGGCGAACCUGCUGUCUGGAAGGUGCAGUUCGGGCCUCCAGUCUCUUCCCCAUCAUGAGCGUGGGUCUGUUAUUCAUGGGGGGGCUCUGCGUGGCGGCCAGUGAGUUCUACAGGAGCAGACACAACGUCAUCCUCAGUGCAGGAAUCUUCUUCGUAUCUGCAGGCCUCAGUAACAUCAUCGGAAUAAUAGUUUACAUCUCAGCCAACUCUGGUGACCCAGGUCAAAGUGACAGUAAGAAGUCCUACUCCUACGGCUGGUCCUUCUACUUUGGCGCCCUCUCCUUCAUCAUGGCUGAAAUGGUGGGUGUGUUGGCCGUUCACAUGUUCAUCGAGAAGCAUCGUAAGCUGAGGGCCAAGUCUCGUACCGAGCUGAUAAAGAAGUCCGCCUUCAGCCGCAUCCCCUCCUACCGCUACCGAUUCCGACGCCGCUCCAGUGUGCGCUCCUCUGAGGCUCCCAGCCGCGACGCGUCACCGUUGGGGAAAGGCGGCUACACAGGGCCUGCCGCCUCGGAGAUGCCCAUGUACACGCUGAACCCGCGGGAAGCUGGCAAUGCUGGUACCAAAGCAGUUGCUGGCCUAGGUGGGCUGCUCAACUCAGAGAGGGAGUUCCUCCAGAGCAGCACACUCACUAAAGAUUACAGCAAGGACCCCAACCGCAGGACCACACCCGUCUGAGAGGAUCUGGCUGUAGAUAUCACCCAGUCAGAGGAUCAAACAGGAGUAGACGUCCAGCAGGAUUGAACGCGAGCAUGGGGAACAUGAAGGGUUGGUGGGGCGGGUUUGGGUUGGGGGGAUUAACUAUGACUGUGAACUGUGAACAUUUAGCCUUUGAACUGUGAAUCCUUUGCCCUUUGAGAGUUUCUUGGUGUGUAGCAGGGUUGGUUUUGCUGGAGAAGUUGUUCCCGACUCCACUUAACCACAUAUCUCCUCAUAGAUGGCAGCACACACAGUCUGUGUUCUUUGUGCUGAUGAAUCGUAAGAAGAAGAUUGGGCCAGUGUCGUAAGUGGUUUCUGGUUUGGGGCAACUUCUCCUUAAAAAAUGAAAGUGAAGUGAGUUUUAGGAGAAGACGAAAAGAGAUAACAAACGUAGCGGUAAUUGUCUUUGAGACCAGUGGAGCCAGAUCAAAACCAGGAAGAUUCAGAGCUUCACGUUGGCUCUCUAACUUUCCAGAGAACGUUAUUUGUUUCAGUUCAGCUAGUUUUAGAGAAUAAACCAAUGAUGUGUGCCAUUAAUUCUUAUUUUCUAUACUGUUUUCAUAUUGAUUUAGUUCAUUUUGGGAAAAAUAACUUUCUGAACUGAAACUGUAUUCAUCUCCAUCCUGGUCGUGUCCAACCGGGUGUUGGCUUUUAAGAGUUUAGUCCACUGACUCCAGAUCAGCUGAGGGGAAACUCCAACAAAACUAACGAAGCUCUUUUUAGACGAUAAUGUUUGAUCCAUUGGUGCUUCCUCACAACUGUGUUCUCUGCCAAUUUUUUAUGUAUUUAUUUAUUUUUUACCUAACAAUCGAGGUGAUCUGUCCGUUUGAUUUCACAAAACACCUUUUGCCUUCCAUGCUUCCUUGUGUGUAGCCCCAUAAAUCACCUCACCGGCACCCUCUGCACACCUUCGCACAUCCUCCCACCCCGUCGUUCCUCCUCUUCAGAGGACGCUACAAGGUUUAGGUCCUGUCUUCCAUCGGUGUCGCUCAUGGGACAGUUUUUUCGGGGAGGUGGUUUGGAGAGAAGACCGCUGAGCUGUGAAUAUACUUGAAGGCAGUGCCAAAAAUUCAUUUAACUGACCAGAGAUGGACUUUUCGUGUCUGCCUGCUACCUCUUGGUGAAAGUCUUUUAGAUCAUUGUGAUAUAAUGUUGACAAAAAAAGAAAUUCAGCUGCACAAAUAAACACAAACAAAAGGCGUAAGAACAGCUAGCUGGAGAGAAAGUGGAGGAAAUCCAUUGCACCGCUAGUGAUAUUUCCACGACAUUUACCCAAACCGUAGCACCUGAUGUAUGCAUCUACAAACACACGAAUACAACAUAAGCCACAUCUGUACAGGUCACUUCUCCACACGUUAAACUACAGCCCGGUUUCCACAAAAACUAGUAAACUCUAAAAAAUAAAGUCUUAGUAAUACUUUCAAUCAAGAGCAUAAAUGUUCCUCAGAAUCAACGAAUUGUGUUGUUUUUUUCGUUUUACGAGACUUUUUGGGGAAACACGGUUGUCGUUCCGACAGAUUCCUGCACGAAAUGUUCUAACAGAAACGAGUCAGUGACAGCAUUUAACCCUGAAAAUUUUACAGUGAAUUUAAAAAAAAAUUGUUGAUAUAAAUAUAUAAAUGUCUGUGCCACUGAGAGACUUAAUCGAGCGGUUUAACAUGACUGCAGAGCUUUUGCUCCCUCUGGAUUUUCCACCGUUUCUAUUCCGUCUUGGAUUUUCAUGACAGCAGGGAUGGCCAACAUGUUUUAAAAUAAAUCCAGCAAGUGGCGCCGCAGAAAAACACAUCUGAUGACUUUUUAAUCAAAGCAAGAGUUUUUGUCUAAAGUGAAAUAACGCGAAGCCAUAAAACACAGAAAUGAGGAACAGGAAAGGGAGAACACUGAGCAGAAGAAAAAUAUUCCCCGCACCUUCUCCCAAACUUUACUUAAGCAACUGUGAAUAAAAAUGAAAGACAGAAAAGACCGUACAUUGUUGUUAGAUAUCUCCCUGAGCCAUUAUUGCACUGUUUUGUAUUAAUUCAAAAGAAAAAAACCUCUUAACCCAACCAUGAUUAAAAAAAUGUUCUGACCUCAGCCACAAUCAAUGCUCAUUUUACAAAUUUCCUUUUUAAAAUCUCCUGUUUUUAUGCCAUAAAGGGAACAUAAAGGGACAAACGCUAAAAAAAGUUGCUCGUGAACAUGCAUUUUGCAAGCUAACUGCAAACCCAACUGCCGUCAUGGUCUGUGUGUGUGUGUGGGGGGGGGGGGGGGGGGCUUUUCUAAGAACAAGGGCUUUUAAUUUUUAAAGGACAGGAGCACACAAGGGCUUUUUAUGCUCAGCACUGCAGAAAGGUUGUUUUAAGGGUGUAAUCUUAGAGAAAGGGAAGUGCAUUUGCACAGAAGCAAGUGUUUUAAAAUCAGCUGAACAGCUUACCAAUUAUUUAACAAGCAGAAGAGAACCGGAGGUGGAUGGAAAUAGAAGGCCGUGCGCUUCCACCUAACUUCUGUUUCGGUUAGCUUUAGCUUUAGAAUUGGGUUUCUAAAACGGUACCUUACCUGUUGUAGAUGGCUCUGUGAACAACCUUAGUUUGGAGAAAUUGAGAACUCACAAGCUAAUAGCACACAAUUUAGUCUAAAAUUUUUAAAUAUACUGUGGUUGGAUAUGAUAUUUUAAAUAGUCUUAUAGUGCUGUAAAUUUCAUAUUACAAUGAUUAGCAAAAGGUCACUAAUUGAUACUGUUAUCUAAUUUGCAUAAUCUACCAGAUGAAUCCUCUGAGAGAAUAAAAAUAGAGAUAAAAACACCCAAAACAUUUGGAGCCGCACAUAUUCUUUCGUUUGUUGAUUCUUGUUUAUUUUACGUUGUCACAAUUUCAACUAUACCUCCUUUAAAGUCUGAAUAUGGAACAUUUACACUAUAGCGACAACUAGUGUUUAGAGGUGGUAGUGCAACAACAGAACACUAUGCAGCCGUCAGGGUGUUGGUUCCUCACUGCUGAUACGUGAAGUGACCAGCCAGCGCCAUGUCCAGUAUUGAAUCAUACAGGGUAAGAACUAAUUACUACUAAUACAUUUAUUUUACAACAGUAUUUAUCGUUAGAACAUCUUCUGGCUUCAGAAUCAGCAGUUUUACUUAACGACUCCGCCAAUUUUACACAGUCCCAGCAUCGCCUUGCCUAGCGGACUUUUUACCGCAACAGUGCCCCCUAUUUGCUGGUAGAUGUAAAUAUAAAACCAGUGUUGUGCCAGUCUAAAUAAAGAUGUGACUAUUUUUUAAAUAUAGCUUUGAGGAGAAACUGUGCAUUCAUUCUGCGCACCUCUAAACGCCCUGUGGAUGUAUUUUUUAAAUAUAGCUUUUUAUUUAAAAUGUUCCAUAUUCAAUCUUUAAAGCAACCCUAAAAACAUUUCUCACUUCUGCCUCCUAGUGGUUAAAAGUGGAAUUGCAAUUGUUGGUAGCUAGUGCUAACAAGAGCUAACACUAACAUGUGCCAACUAAUACUAAGCCAUGAAGUAACAAGAUCCACACUGUUGGACAAAAAUAUUAUUACUUACAAGUCAAGUAGCAACAAAGCUAGGUCACCAUCAGUCCGUGAUGUUGUAGCCUUCUUCAGGUCCCUAAAACUUGUGUAGGCCACACCGAUGUUCACUCUGGUUUUAGCUCUUUACUUUGACUCCAAAGACAUCUCUCUUACUUUUACUUCUAGGUUUUGCCUUGAUGGCAGCAAAAAAAGUUAAAUCAUUCUUCUUGAGCUUUUUAUUGAUGAACAGCAAACUGAAAAAGCUUACUGCUAGCCUUUAUAUUAGCAACCAGCAGUGCUAAUGUGAACAGCUAUUGCCGUAAAGCAGGUAGUGAGCUCCCACUAGUGUUCCUAUGCAAACCACAGAAUUGUUAAGUGCAGGACUCGACCAUUCAGGACUGCAAUACUGUCAAUAACUGCUUUUGGAAAAGGUCACAAGAGCCAUGUGAAAUUGUGUUAUUUCAGGUGGAAUAAAGGUGGGAUCUCUAUUUUUCUAAACUGGUCAUUCACAUAAUGGCCCACAGCAGUUAUUUUCUGCAGAACUCCACUUCUAAAGACCUAAACCAUCACUUCACGCAAAGGUAGAAUAACCACUUAUCAUUUGAGUUGCUAAAGAUGCAAGCGCAUAAUAUUAUCUAAGUAAUUGCUCUUAAACAGUACCAAAUAUUACUCCAAAUGUUUCCUGUGAAUCACUGUGUCCAGGUUAGCUUUAGGUCAUAAAUCUACUACUAUAUGUACUCUUCUCUGUAUAGGUUGCUGAUUCAGCUCUAGUAGAUGUAGCUCGGCUCUACGAAGGGCCCCUUGGAUCCUUUGAGUCUGCUUGGCGCCAGGUUUAGUACUGCCAUCCAUGAGCCAUGUCAGCUUUGACCAUUCAAACCAUCCAUGUUCAUUCACAUCCAGUGCUCACAUUCACUGUAUCACUAACCGGGUCUCAAACAGCACCCUGACCUCUGUAGCUCUGUAAGGACGCUGAAUCGAUGUUUACCCCCCUCACGGAGCACAGGGUGUUCUUUGAGACCAUGUCUCUUCCAACCACCAUACUGCUUUGAUACUCUGAUAUCAACAAAUAAUUGUAUUAGUAUAAAAUAGUAUCCUAAAGGUGCCAGUGUGCAGAGGAUGAUGAACUCUGUCACAUAUUAUACUUAUUAAUAUUUAUUCAUUUCUGGGCGGGGCAUCGAUGACAGUGGGCGGAGUUGGGAAGCAGGAGUUGUAGUCUUUCUAAUAUAUUAUUCUAGUCUCCUUUUCUAAUUUAAUGUGGCUGUGAGGUUGUGUUGUUUUGACCAUACGGGAAGUCUCUGAUAACGUGGACACUCUUUUAUGGACACUAACCUCACCUCAAUGGUGCCAGAGACUCUGUUUGCCAGCGGGACACACAGCACUGCAGCACACUCACACACACACACACACACACACACACACACACACACACACACACACACACACACACACAUUCAGUCCAAUGUACAUGUUCCUAUACUUCUGAGGACAGUUUUUUAUUACUGCCGCUAAUAUCCAAAAUAUUGUCUUUAACAGGACUAAAAGUCAGAUUAUAAUGUCUAAUAGAGUAAAUUAAUGAUUAGCUGAUCAUUUUGAACCCUAUGAAGCCAUUAAGUUAGUUAUGUUGAUUAUAACAUUUCUGAGGCCUCUACCUCUUUAACAAGAUUAGUACUUUCCUCUAAAACGUGCUCUAUUGGAUAUGUUUUCUGCAAUCUGUUGAAGGAUGCAAUUUUAUUCCUAUUAUGUAAUUAAAAUAUGAUUAUUGUUUUAUUAGUAAGGUGCAUUAGUGCCACGUUGAAAUUGAAGGUUUAGAAUCAAGUCAAAAGGUUCAAAUUUCUGAACAAAAUCCGUGUUUCCAUUGUUGGAGGUUUGGGAAAUUCCUGGGAGGGAGAAAAGUGACCGGGAGAUACGAGGGCUUGGUCCUCUCAGCUGUUUUUGGGCGUUGCGGGUUCAAAAAUAGCAAUUUUAAAGUCGCCGCUAAUUUUCUUUUCUUUCCAUUAUCAUCAGCAACUGUUCCAAACUUACAAAUACCGGUUAUUUGGUGACGUCUGCUGAUGUCAUUUCCUACUGAGUUACGACCAAUCAACAUGAGACAACCAAACCUUUCGUUGUCAAUACCCCAAUGAAGGUACUUUUUUGUUUCCUGAAAAAUGGCCCAGAAAAUGGUCCUACUUGGUCAGCCCGCUGAAACCGAGACACGCUCAUGCCACAAAGAUCUAGUAAAAUUACCCAGAAGUCCCAAUAGUGGAAACAGACCCCAAAUCAUCAUGAUAUUUUACAUGCUAAAUACUAAAGUUGGCUUUUUCAAACUCCUUGUGCUCCUGAAGCCGAUGGCAUUUGCUUCACUACUAUUUUCCUGAGGGUUCUUGGUGUUUUCCUGAAUAAAAUAUACAAACUAAGCAUUUUAUGAUUAUUCCUGAGUUUUACCAGAGUGGUAAUAAAUAAAAAAAACCUGCAUUUAAAAGUAUAAGGUGUUUCUAGGGGUAUGUUUGAUAUUGGGAAGGAUCGAGGGUAGCUUCUGCAGUUACCUUCGUACAAAACUAAUCUAAGUACCGCACCUUUAAAACCAUCAAGUGCUUUGUUAUUUAUAGUUUGUUCAGCAAAAACACACCCAGAACCUGCUUUUACAGCCAUAGCAAUAAAUGCAUCAAAUACAUUUGGCUUCAUUUUGAUUUUAUUCUUGUAAUACUGUUGACGUUUUUCAAUUUUAAUCCCGUCAUGCCCUCAUUAUUUAUCCAUUAUAAGAAUAAACACUUACAUUGAAGUUAGGUAGAAUUUUGUUGUUUGAGAAUAAACAGAGCGCUGGUUCUCCAGCAUGCUUUAUGUGGAACGCUCGUCCUCAGCAGUAUAGCAACAAAAGCACUCGAUACACAAACGACACACACCUACGUGCACGCUCAGAUACACGAGGCGACUCUCGCUGUUGCAGUGCAGAAAGGGUGUGUGUCCUAUUCUAUAAAAAAAUCACUGUGUCAUGUUUAUUGUUUUAUUUUUUUGGAGAAAAACAAACAAAAAAACUGUUCCUGGUGUGUCACUGUUUGUCAAUCCAGGUGGGACUUUGCGAAAACUGAACCAGCUAACCGUACAUGGACGAGCAGAAGAACUGAAAUGUAUCUGAUUGGUUCUGAGACAAAGACUUUCUUUACAUAUUGCACUCAUUUUACACACACACACACACACACACACACAAACACACACAUAAACACAGAUAUGGUUACAAUGUGAGGAGAGCUUACAGGUGGAUUAAUGUGCCUGCAUGUGUGUGUGUGUGUGUGUGUGUGUGUGUGUGUGUGUGUGUGUGUGUGUGUGUGUGUGUGUGUGUGUGUGUGUGUGUGUGUGUGUGUGUGUGUGUGUGUGUGUGUGUGUGUGUGUGUGUGUGUGUGUGUGUGUGUGUGUGUGUGUGUGUGUAUACAGUUAGCCUCUCCUCGCCCAUGCACCUAGUGCCUGCCUAUCCUGCCUUCAGACAGCUCCCAGAUCAGCCAUGGGGCUUUCAGGACAACCUCCUUUGCAUUCCCAUGAAUCAAUCUGGUAGGACUGGGAUCCGUUUCAGAGCUAACUGCCCCCAUCGUUCCUCAGUAGUUUCAGCCGUAUGAGCUAGCUGAUGAGUUUCCUCUUCCCCGGAUCUGACUGACUUCAGAUCUGCAGCCUGCUGGUCCGAUCUGACUUCAUGUUGUUUUGUCUUUGAAGCUUUUGUGCUUGUGAUGCUUUUUUGUGGAAAGUACAUGCAACCUGAUGGAGCAAGAAAGAGAACUAUACAUUUAGGACACACAAACCCUUAAUUUCAUGUUCCUAAACAAAAUCUAUAAAUCAGUAGCCAACAUUCAGUUAUUCUGGCCCUGGUGCACUUGUAUCUCUUCUGUGUCGUCCUUUAGCCUUUCAGCAGAAUAGAUGUUGACCUGGAGUAGGAUUUCAGUUUUGCCUCAGACCCUGCUGUUUCCAGCAUUCACCAGCGUUAUGUGAGGCUGCCACGGCUGGCCGACAGUGCGUGAAAAGCUGAGAAUGGUGGGAUGUUUGAGCAAGCGUGGAGAGUUUCGCCGUGCAUCACUUACAUUCAGCCUGUAAGCUGUAGCAACACCACGUGCUAAAGGUCGCGUCUCAGUUAAAUCACAGAGUUUUGACUUUAAAAGAUCCAGAUUCUUACGUCCUUCUAAUAAGUUUUUACUGCUUUGAAGAUGUGUUUGGGAUGUAUGCAAGUAGAUAUUUUAAUGCAGCACCCUUCACCGCUGUGGUCUCACAAUACCUGUGGAGGUUGUUCUGUACCGGCUACCUACAGGCAUUUCGAUAUGAUUCUGAAAAGGGUUGAAAAGUACGGAAGCCCUGAAAGGCAAGCAGAAGAUUACAAUUAGGACCUUCUAAUUUAUUUAAUAUGAUUUAUUCACAGUUUUAAACACACUUGGGAUGUGGAACAAACUAAACGCAGCUAAGGUUUUUGGGCUGAGCUUCCUAAUGCAAGAAAAAAAGGUUUAAAGAGUAGGUUCUCUGAUAAACCGUUUAUACUUGUUAUUUUUCAAAUAUGAUAGUUCACUCUAGCCCUUUUUAGAAGCAACAUGCCGGCAUUUCAGCAUAUUACUGCCACCACAAUGUGUCUAGUGAGUGUGCCGCGGCGGCAUGGCAUUGGGGGAACUAUGUAGCAUUUGUGCCGCCACGCUUGGUAAUGUAACCACAACACCGGACUUGUAAAUGCACAUUACGCCUUAGGGCAACAGAGGGUGGUGUCAUGAUCACGUGGGGAGUUACUGCCGAGCUCCGGCUGGAAACUAUUUGGAAAAUGAAAGUAAAAAUGGGCACAAGUUUCAUUUUUGUAAACAGAACCAGCUGAGGUGAUAAACCGGAGCGACGUGGAGCUCCGGGAGCUUCUCUCCGUUAGAGCUGGAGGUCAGAUCACACCGAGACUGCAGAGCGACUGUGGAGGACAACUUUAGAAGCAGCUUGGUAAAAAAAAAUGUUGUGAGUGCCGCUUCGAUCGCAAUAAAAAGCAAGUUAUGUCCAAGCUAAAUCUACGUUUGUGACAGCACAGAGACCGCCCCCAUGCCCUCUUUAUGCCGCCAUCGCGUAAUCUUUUGUAAAAAGGACACGAUUGCGCCACAUUACCACAACAGUAUGACCACGUAUAUAAACCACCUAAGGAUCCCUGAUGCUAGCUUUGCAUUGCAGCAAAUUGGCGGCAUUGUUUUCUAAAAGGCUCCUGAGUUUCACAUGCAGGCUAAACGUGAAAAUAGUCUCCUACCUCUAUUUCCUGCAUUAGCCACUGAUAGAAAAUAGAUGGGGGAACAUUCAGAUCUACAUCACACUGUCACUUAAUAUUCAUGGACUCACCCAUCCUGGCUCAUGAUGGGAAAGGCUAUUGUUGGCUUAGCAUCAUCUCGAGCACAUCUCGGCUAGUAGAAGCUAACCGUUAACAUUAGCAACUCCACCACACGGACGAACUCCUUCAGGCUUUUGUUAUUUGCGGAGAUAAAACAUCAAGGAUGCAAAGCAAAUGGAGUCAGGGGAAGAGUCGUGUUGUAGUCAGCCAAUCAGAGGUCAGAUGUUUGUGUAUCAUGAAUAAGGCUGCUGUUUUCCUGCUCCCCUCUCCUCCGGCUAACUUCUACUUCCUGAAACAGGAGCACCAGGAACCUUUUUCCCACAGAUUGACUCAGAAUGCAUUUCUUUAUACUAGACACCUCAGUAAAUAUUGUAGCGGGCCAGGGCUGUUCGGGGUUUGUUCUGUUAUUGCAGUUAUGUGUUUGUUGUCAUGUUGCUAUGGUGACGGGUGACGCGCUCUCUCUGCGACUGUUUUUCCUCAAUAGCUUGCUCCAGCCUCCGAAUGUCUCUCUCCAUUACGGCGAGGGUGAGUAUCCCACUUCUGACACCAAUGUAGCAAGCUCAGUCACGGAGGAGACAGAGGUUUCUUUGGGAGCACCCGUUUAAUCUACCCACCUCAGCGCGGACACAGCAACAACAACAAAAAAAGGCGCGCUCUCACCGGAAAAACAGUCGCCGAGAGAGCGCGUCACCCGUCACCAUAGCAACAUGACAACAAACACAUAACUACAAUAACAGAACAAACCCCGAACAGCCCUGGCCCGCUACAAUAUGUUAAAAAAAUAUUGAAUGAGAACUUUAAGCCUUGUUUUUUUCUGUUGCCUUUCAGGACUUCCGUAUAAAUGUCCAAAACGUGUAGUAUAUUGUCUUUAAUGGUUUUUAGUUUGAAAAGGGGAAACAUGUUUGCACCACUUCUAAGACUAGUGUGACAGCAGUGUUGUGUAACCACGGUUUUAACCCUCCCACUGUCCUAAUGGGUGACCCCUGCGAGAAAAGUUGACCAUUGAGCAGGAUUGAUGGUUUAUGCCUUAAGGUCCACGUGGCAGGGGUGAGGUGGUGCUCACUCCUCACCACUGCCACGUGGACCCAAGGGACACACCAUCAACCCUGCUCAAUGGUCAACUUUCCUUGCGGGGUCACCCAUUAGGACAGUGGGAGGGUUAAAUAACCACCAGCUUGGUCAUCUGUGAAUACUGCAGAAAAUCUUUGGUUGGCUUUUUCAAUGUGCACCACUCUGUAAAUCCAAGAUCUCACUGGGAUGAAAGCUUUAGGGACAAAAUGCAAAUGCAAAGUUUGGAAAAUGUCUGAAAAUGCUCAGGAGGGUUCUCAAUUUUCUUGCAGGAGUUGCAGGGCCUUGUUCGUGUAUCACUGGAGCUCCAAUCGUGUUUCCUAGAGAGUCACACAACCAUAGCGCAUAGCCCAGAGAGAUGUGGGUUUCAGACCUGUUGUUCAGGGGAGUUCUUGGUACUUUACAGGAAGUAGCUGCUGUCCAAAUGUCCAGUUGAAACCUAUUUUUAACUUUUAGUAAGUCUGUGGCAAAUGACUGUAACUCGACCUUGUCCGUUUGAAACUGACCUGAGGACUGUUAGAAAACCAACGCCAGAGCAAACUCAGGGGAAUGGUCAGUGAUACUUGCAUUAGUUUAUUGUUUCUAUUCAUUCAGAAAUACAAGAAAAACACAAAAUAACAGAAAACAAAGCAAAGGAUUCAUUUUGAAUUUGUAGCAUUAGCUCGGUGAGCGGUGUUUUCCCCCCCGAGCAGGCUGUUUGGCGUGUACCGUAGCGGUUGUCGUGAAGAUGAAACCAUUCAGAUGAAAAUGAGGAUUUAAAAUAAUAGCAAACAGUCAUUAUCCUAAAGUGUCUUUAGGAGAAACACCAGGGUAUUGUUUCUCCACCGCGGUGAUGAAAGUGAAAAAUGAAAGCUGCGAGUCAAAUUUACAGCUGGAUCCUUGUGUAGCGAUUUUUUAAAUCCCUCCAGAAGCAGGUGGAAAUGUUUGAAAUGUGCAACUGAAAGUGCGAUGGGUGGCGGAUAAAUGUUCGGACUGAUUUUUUUUUUUUUUUUACUAUUAUUUGUUUUAUCCUGCACCAUACCUCUGAGCCCUAUCAUCAAAUAAAUAGCUCUCUCUAUGAACACGCACACAAACAUGCAUGCAGAAACAUGCUGGCACUCACAUCUGUCUUUGUCCACACUGACUGCACACACACACACACACACACACACACACACACACACACACACACAUGCAGCUGCCAGCCAGUUUCACUGUAUUCUUUCUAAUGUAAACCUCCAACUAACAGCAGUCUGACAUGGACACAUGCUGUGGAUAAAAGCACACUUUUACUUACAUGAUAUAAAUAUGAAUAUCUAUAUGAAGAUAAUUAUAUACAGUAUGAUCAUUAGAAAAUAAAGAAACCUUUUCAACUUGUCUGUCAA